AUGGCGGCCAUUUAUGACACAAACUGGAGGAAUGCGUCCAUUGGAGCUUGUCGCAUCGGGUUUGGAGAAUCAGAUGCUAAAUUUGAGCUGGCUUGCAUGAUUGGAGCAAUUUGGGUUGCGGUUGCGGGUAAUAGAUCCUGGUGCUACCUUGGUCGCAAGAGAUUGCAGGAAAAGGAAGAAGAACAAGUUGAAGGAACUGAUUACCUCGUCUGGGCAGGAUAUUCAUAUUGGACUCUUGGUUAUCUUCUCAGUGGCCAGGGAGCAAAGAAACUGAUUGCACAAGAUCCUCUUUCAAACAUUAUUCCUGUGGAUGAAUAUUUGCCUAUUCUUUAUGAUAAACAUCCUGAGGAAGAAUGGAAUAAAUUUUUCCCUAUUCGCAAUUUGAUUGCCCUUUCGGUGGAACCUCUUGUAUUAUAUCCAGCAUGGUACCUCCACGAAGAGGGCUAUGUUAGUGAUACUGAAGAUUCUCCAACAAUUACUACCACUCCUCGAACUGAACUUUAA
Messenger RNA from Nezara viridula (southern green stink bug), 504 nucleotides. Lineage: Eukaryota; Metazoa; Arthropoda; Insecta; Hemiptera; Pentatomidae. The record is from the annotation of a GenBank genome assembly.